This is a messenger RNA of Polyodon spathula (Mississippi paddlefish), 748 nucleotides long. RefSeq names its product obscurin-like. The coding region runs from base 65 to 748 and encodes 227 amino acids. The transcript is spliced from 4 exons. The record is from RefSeq and is a predicted model, not a curated record. Gene Ontology annotation, biological process: cell surface receptor signaling pathway. Lineage: Eukaryota; Metazoa; Chordata; Actinopteri; Acipenseriformes; Polyodontidae. Gene Ontology annotation, molecular function: transmembrane signaling receptor activity.
CUGUGUUACAGAUACAGGAGCUGCACAGUGUUGGUUUCAGAUAUUAAAUGAACAGCAUUCUAAUAUGCCUUGGAAUAUGAAAUUAGUCAUGAUAUUUUUUGCACUUGGAGACGUGCUGCUGGUUUCCACAGAGCAACUUCAUACAGCAAUAAUUAAAAUUGGCAAAACGACUGCAGUGGAAGGGGAGACCAUUGAAUUCAGAUGUGUGACAUCAGCUGUGCACAGAGAACAACCAGACAACAAGGGGAGGAAUUGGUUCCAUUUUUAUAAAAACAGAGAGAAGAUCAGCUCACUGAGGGAGCCUGGAGGAAGGGGAGCUGUCACAUUUACAAAACAAGACAUCACAAAGAAUGACACUGGAAACUAUACCUGCAUGUAUGGGAAUGAGAAUCCAGGAGAUGUGAAAAACAUCAGCCAUGGCUCUUCAGUUUAUCUCAAUGUAGAAGGUAUGCUCACACUUCAACUACCCAAAGAAAUUGCAAUGGAAGGAAUGGACGUAUCAUUUAGAUGUAUGAUACCAGCUGAACUCAGAGAUGCAGCAGGAAAAGAAGACUUUUUCCACCUGUAUAGACGUGUCGAUUCACAAGCCGUUCCCAAAGAUGUACCAGGUGUCACGUUUUCCAUUAAAGAAGUUAAGAAGAGUGACACUGGAAACUACACCUGUGUGUAUGGAAAAGAGAAGCUUGUGAACUCAGCAAACAGCAAACACAGUCACCCAGUCUACCUUCAUGUGACAGGUAAGGACUGA